Molecule: messenger RNA, 3339 nt
Organism: Pestalotiopsis fici W106-1
Lineage: Eukaryota; Fungi; Ascomycota; Sordariomycetes; Amphisphaeriales; Sporocadaceae
Exons: 2
Coding region: 1-3339 (1112 amino acids)
Source: RefSeq, a predicted model, not a curated record
AUGCCGGCCUUGUGCUGCUGUUCAAGCCGCGGUGCUUACCCAAGUGGAGAUAGGUCAACACCAAUAGCUCAACUACCUGCCCGUCCUGCCCAAGCCAGGCUUCCCAGAGCCCAGCGUAAGGGACAAAACCAUGAUGGCCCAGCUGUCAUGAUUGACACUCCUGCCCCCUCGCUCGUCGCAACGCCCAGACAGCAAGCUGUUCUCGAUCCAACAGUCAUUGAGGUCGACGACUCUGACAGUGAAGACGAGCCUUCUGAUCUGAGGACACCGCCAACCACUGCUCUAGGAGCGCUAAAGACCAAACUCAUCCGUCGCUUGUCCCAAAAGUCACAAUCCAAAAGGCAGUCGCAACAGAGCAUCGGUAGCAGCGAGGAAGAACUCGCACGUCGUGCAGAGUUGAGGCGACUGAGGCAAAAGAGAAUCCAGGGUGAGCUCAGCACAGAGACCGACUUGGUCAACAGCGGUCAUGAUCAUGUUCCGUCUAGACGUACAUCUCCCUCACCUUCUGAACGACCUGAUAUCACUGGAGGUGGGCCUAGGGAUACUAUCGAGUUCUCCGUGUGCGAUAUUGACACGGCAACUUCCAACAGCUCUGAUUCUCCUGCUCGAGAGAUGAUUGCAGUGGCUCUACCGAUAGUCGUUAGUACCGGAACUUCUCUCUGUCGCCACGGUAGCUGCCCAACAAGUGCCACCAGCCCAUGUGAGCCUUCAGCUCCGCAUGCUCGACAAGCUCUGCGAGAGCACCGCUCAGUUCCAAAGAUGCUGCUCUCACCUCAGAUGGAGCCUCCCACUCUAUCUGAUACUUCCACCACAAGCUCCGUAGCCUCUUGGCGUCUGUCUUAUAGCGCUGGGCAUCUGGCGGAAUACAUUGGCGCGCUCCCAGACGCUGACCCUGAGAGCGAAGAAAUGGUCAAGCAUGCCUCUGGGCAACAACCGACGAUCCCUCGAAAUGAUGCGAACGAUGAUACAGAGCGACCCCAUGAUGAACGCUUGCCCCAUGCUCCAGAUGCUCCAUCAAGGUCCUCAACAAAUCGCCGUAUGGAUCAUGAGAACAAGUCGUUCGCAGCCGGCUCUCAUGCCGAUGAAACAAAUUUUGAGCAAUCCACUGCCAUUUUCCACGACACAACUCACUCUGAGCAUUUUUCACCACUGGAUCUCUGGUUACGCGUUUCCAAUACACUCCAGUCCAUUUCGCACUCAUCAACGCGUCGCAAUAGUGAUAGUGUGCUCGAAGGCCGCCCAGAACGCCCCUUAUUGAGCGACUUGGAUCCUAAUACAAAGAACGCCCGAGGAAGACCAUCGUCUUCCUCAUCGCAAUCCGGCAUGAAUCAGAAUCUGUUGAAGAUAUCCAGCUGCUUUCCGACAAAUGAAAAACUUAAUGCUCCAUCAACGCAACAUUGGGAGCCGGCUGAACAAUUAGUCCAGCACACUACGUUAUCAAGAGACGACAGACAGGGCCUCGCGGUGGUCAACUCACCUGCAGAUCCUGCUCCUGGGUUGGCCGAUGCUGAAUGCACGCCAUCAGCGCAGAGAAAUGACACAAAACGCAGCGCUGGGUACUUGAACGAGAUUGAGUGUGAUAAAGCUAGUGGCAAGCUUCUGAGCGACACAACAAGACUUGAUUCGAACGACUCCGGAGCAGAGUUUUGCGAGACGGAACCAGCCCAGACAUCAACGCAGCGCACGGUAGAAUCUGAGCGGGACCGACUUCACCCCACGCCUGCAGGCUUGGACCCAGUCUCUGCGAGUGUGAUUAAUGAACAAGCGGAGAUGAAGACAGAUUCUACAGACUUUUGUGAACAGCUUCAAGUUAGAGAAUCCAUUGACAGCAGACUUCGACCACUCGUUGAGAACAGUCAAGCACGGUCCAUCAAAAAGACCUCGCUAUUUGCGCGAUUGUUUCCAAGCAAAGCAAAGCCUCGAAAUACACUACGCAAACACCAGUCCGAAAGAGAUAAUUCGAGAACCGUAAAUGACGGCCCUAGGAAUCAUGCAACUCCAAACAGUUCUCAAUACGCGACGCAAGAAAGAAGGGGUCAGCAAUUUUCCAAUGAAGGCGGCAAUUUGAAAUUGGAAGAGACCGCUACAGAUCUGUGGCAGCGUGCAGUCAGACUUGAGGCAGAGCGACGUGAAGGAUGCGCUCGAAACCAACCUGAAAGUCAGUAUGAAGAACAGACGCCCCAGGUCGUAAUUCAGGACUCUCGCGGUAUGUCUACCAAUGACGUGGUACCCACUGGACCCCACACCCGAGAGGCAAGUUCUGUUUAUAGUCGAAGUCACAAUGAAGACGGAUCGGGUAUCCCAUCAACGCCGUCCAGACCCUUGACUGGCCAGGACGAAAUGCAAAUCACCAGCACCUCUCUGGAAUCAUCAAGCCGUAUUCUCAAGGAAUGGCAGCACCAGGUCCAAACUGAGCGCUCCGACGCAGAACAAACACCUAGUUUUAGAACUCAUAUUUAUGCCACACAAAGACGUCAGGGUGUACCAGAAUCUUGGGCAAAAUGGCCUUCUCAUGAUAGAGAAGAGCGAAACGGAGCUACUGGCGUUGAUGAUUUGGUAACGCCCAAGGACUUUGCUGUGGCUGAAGCCAGUGUUGCCGGUCUGACAAAGUGGUCUACAGACAAGGAGAUCAAAGUCGAUGAUUUGGACGAAGGUCAUGCGACACCGGAACGGCGAUCUUUCUCGAAUAAAUUCGGACGGACGCUACGAGAAAGCCUUGCCAAGUUACGUCCUGAACGCGAUGGCCCCAAUACUAACCGCAUCAAUCUUUCCACUCACGCAAGAAAAAGACCUUGUUCAUCUGGAAGUCUUGAGUAUCCCGAGCUUGAGCUUUUGCCACAAAAUGGGGGUUACAAGGAGUUGGAAGCUCUCGAGAAGACGAUUGACCACCUCAAGCGUCCAUCUAUGACAAGUGGAACACGAUCAAGAGGACUCAGUGGAGCCUCCUCAAGGACACCCUUAAGCCUUCGAUUUGCUCAAGAAGUACAAAGCCUACAGAACUACGACAGGAGCGGAUCGCCAGACACCGGCGAUUUCCCGAACACAGUCGCACUACAGCCUCCGAAUACGCCGGUCGAGAAGAGGGAGCUGUCUCAAGCCAGAUCAGGAGCUUCGCAGCAAUAUGGCACUCCGCUUACCCAUGGUUCGUACGAAGACUGCGUUCCAACCCACAUGCUGGAUGAGAAUGACUCGGCCAAGAGCGAUACAGAACUUGCCGUAAGACGGACAAAAUCAGUUCUUGAUCUUUCUACGGCCGAACACACCAAAAAGUACUGCACGUGGAAUGGCCGUUCGAAGUCUGUAUCUCUCAAGAGAUUACGAGCAAGCAGAUCAGAGUGA